AUGCACGUCGUGCUGCUGCCAUGGCUGGCCUUCGGCCACAUCCUCCCCUUCACGGAGCUCGCCAAGCGCAUAGCUCGGCAGGGCCACCGGGUCACCCUCCUCUCCACUCCGAACACCACCCGCCGGCUCAUCGACAUCCCUCCCGACCUCGGCGGCCUCAUCCGCGUCGUGGACGUCGCACUGCCGCGCGUCGAGCACCUGCCCGAGGGCGCCGAGGCGAGCAUCGACCUCCCCUCCGACGACCUCCGCCCGUACCUGCGCCUGGCCUGCGACACCGCCUUAGCCGGCGCGCUGUCGGACGCCUUGCGGGCGCCGGAGCCGCCGCGGCCGGACUGGGUCCUCACCGACUACGCCGUGUACUGGGCGCCCGCGGCGGCGGCGAGGCACGGCGUGCCGUGCGCGUACCUCAGCCUCUACAGCGCCGCCGUGCUCAGCUUCUUCGGCCCGCCGGAGGCGCUCAUGGGCCGCGGGAGGCACGCCAAGACGGCGCCGGAGCACCUCACCGAGGUCCCCGACUUCGUGCCGUUCCCGACCGCCGUCGCGUACCGCGGCCACGAGGCGCGCGAGAUGUUCAUGCCGGCCGCCGUCCCGGAUGUGUCCGGCGUGGCGGAGCUCUACCGCUCCGGCAUGUCCAUCCAUGGCAGCCAGGUAGUGGGCAUCCGGAGCAGCAGGGAGCUCGAGCCGGAGUGGCUGCGGCUGCUCGCCGAGCUGUACCAGAAGCCGGUGAUCCCCGUGGGGCUGUUCCCUCCGCCGCCGGCGCAGGGCGUCGCCGGCCACGAGGCAACGCUGCGGUGGCUGGACGGGCAGGCUCCCGGCUCCGUCGUGUACGCGGCCUUCGGCAGCGAGGCGAAGCUGACCGGCGCGCGGCUGGAGACGAUCGCGCUCGGCUUGGAGGCCUCCGGCCUGCCGUUCCUCUGGGCAUUCCGGGCUCCCGGCGGCGACGCCGGCACCGGAGGAGAAGGCGGCAGCGGCACGCGCGGCUUGCCGGCCGGCUUCGAGGAGCGGGUCAGCGGGCGCGGAGUCGUGUGCCGAGGCUGGGUGCCUCAGGUGAGCUUCCUGGCCCACGGAUCCGUCGGAGCGUUCCUGACGCACGCCGGCUGGAACUCCGUCACCGAGGGCCUGGCGAACGGCGUCAAGCUGGGCCUCAACGCCAGGCAUCUCGUGGAGAAGAAGAUGGGCGUCGAGGUGGCGCGGGGCGAGGAGGACGGCUCGUUCGCGCCCGAGGACAUCGCGGCUGCCCUGAGGAGGGUCAUGGUGGAGGACGACGCCGAGGAGUUUGGGGUUAAGGCCAAAGAGCUCGCCAGAGUGCUUGGAAAUGACGAGGCCAAUGAUCUGUGCCUGCGAGAUUUUCUGAGGUACCUGUCAGAACACAGCAGGGGCCCAUAA
Panicum virgatum (switchgrass) is the source of this 1386-nucleotide messenger RNA. RefSeq names its product putative UDP-rhamnose:rhamnosyltransferase 1. NCBI's taxonomy places the organism in Eukaryota, Viridiplantae, Streptophyta, Magnoliopsida, Poales, Poaceae. The record is from RefSeq and is a predicted model, not a curated record. Bases 1 to 1386 code for a protein of 461 amino acids. Gene Ontology annotation, molecular function: UDP-glycosyltransferase activity. The transcript has 2 exons.